AACUUCUAUUGAAUCUCACAACAUGGAUACUUCCAAGUUGGUUGUAACUAUACCAUCCGAUUUACAACUCACCGACGAUGAGAGAUCAGUGCUUUCUAAGGGAUUAUCGUUUGUACCUCAACGCCCUAAGAUUGAUGAUUUUCAGGCACUCAAAGACCUUGAACAAUUCUAUCGUAAGCUUAAACUGAAAGCAAAUUUCCACAAUCAACCUCUGACUUCUACUGACUCGGAUGAUGGAUUCUCUAAUCUUCGACGCAAUCACUCUGAAUGGACUCCUCCAACAGGAAGGUUCCCUGCACUUGAUUUGUACAUCAACAAAUGCCGCCAUGACAUUAACAAGAAUGUUCUCAAACAACGCUCCCGAUCGGAAUCAAUAUCUGUUGGUGAGAAGAAAGCUCUGUCUAAUCUUCGAAACAACUCCGAUUUGAUCAUCAAACCUGCCGAUAAGGGUGGUGCUACUGUUGUCUGGCGCAAGGACUUGUACAUAUGUGAAGGUAAUCGUCAACUUUCUGAUAGGAACACUUACAUUUCUGUACCAUUCGAUCACAAAGAUAACUCUCCUGGUCGUCCUAUUGUCUCAACUUGCAACUGUCCUACAGUCAUCAUCAGUGAAUACUUGGAUAGCGUGCUCUCCCCUAUCGUCAAGAAACUUCCUACCUACAUUAAUGAUACUAACGAUGCUAUUCGCACAUUCAAGGGAUUUGAAUUUACCGGCCGCCAUAAGUACGUCUUCACUAUGGAUAUUACUUCACUGUAUACAUCUAUACCUAUUGCUGAUGGACUCACCGCUGUUCGACACUUCCUGGACCAUGACAACCAUACCUCUUGCUCCACCUCCACCAUAAUCCGACUUGCAGAACUCGUCCUGAAAACCACAUCGUUUGAAUUCAAUG
Molecule: messenger RNA, 893 nt
Organism: Anneissia japonica
Lineage: Eukaryota; Metazoa; Echinodermata; Crinoidea; Comatulida; Comatulidae
Exons: 2
Source: RefSeq, a predicted model, not a curated record